Molecule: messenger RNA, 1533 nt
Organism: Arabidopsis thaliana (thale cress)
Lineage: Eukaryota; Viridiplantae; Streptophyta; Magnoliopsida; Brassicales; Brassicaceae
Product: late embryogenesis abundant protein
Exons: 2
Coding region: 230-1123 (297 amino acids)
Biological process (GO): defense response to other organism
Cellular component (GO): membrane
Source: RefSeq, marked reviewed
GUGAGUAAGAACCACCAACAAUGGGACCAACUUGCUUAAAAAGAUUUAUGGGUUUUCGCUUUUAUUACACACUCUCCCAAAUCCAAAGAAGCGUUUGUGUUUAGAUACGUGGUGGUGGGCAAAGAAAAGAACCAAACACGCCACUAGGAGCUACCAUCUCUGUUUUAUUGCUGCUUCUGCUUCCUCUUCCAUUACUCGUCUUAAAACAAAGGAGAAAGAGUCAAGAGACAUGCAUGCGAAGACAGACUCGGAGGCAACAAGCAUCGACGCAGCGGCUUUGUCUCCGCCGCGUUCAGCGAUUAGACCUCUUUACUAUGUACAGAGUCCAUCAAACCAUGACGUGGAGAAGAUGUCAUUUGGUUCUGGUUGCAGCCUAAUGGGUUCACCUACACAUCCACAUUACUACCAUUGCUCACCAAUCCAUCACUCCCGUGAGUCAUCCACCUCUCGCUUCUCUGACCGUGCUCUCCUCUCUUACAAGUCCAUCCGUGAACGUCGCCGAUACAUCAACGACGGAGACGACAAAACUGACGGCGGAGAUGACGACGACCCGUUUCGGAAUGUGCGACUCUACGUUUGGUUGCUCCUCUCCGUAAUCUUCUUGUUCACAGUCUUCUCUCUUAUACUCUGGGGUGCUAGCAAAUCCUACCCUCCCAAAGUUACUGUAAAGGGGAUGCUGGUGAGGGACUUGAACUUGCAGGCAGGGAACGAUCUUAGCGGAGUGCCUACGGACAUGUUGUCUCUUAAUUCGACGGUCAGGAUAUAUUACCGUAACCCAUCAACUUUCUUUGCCGUCCACGUCACUGCUUCUCCUCUUCUCCUUCACUACUCCAACCUCCUACUAUCCUCCGGUGAGAUGAACAAGUUCACGGUUGGUAGAAAUGGCGAAACGAACGUAGUGACGGUGGUGCAAGGCCAUCAGAUUCCCCUCUACGGUGGUGUUUCUUUCCAUCUUGAUACACUCUCCCUGCCGCUUAAUCUCACUAUCGUCCUCCAUUCAAAAGCUUACAUUUUGGGAAGACUCGUCACCUCCAAGUUCUAUACAAGGAUCAUCUGCUCAUUCACUCUCGACGCCAACCAUCUCCCAAAAUCCAUCUCUCUUCUCCGCUCCUGUAUUCCUUAACACUGAUUACACGUGUGUGGAUGUGUGUUCUUGUAUCUUUUGCCAUCAAAUAUUUUAAUCCAUCAAGUACAACAUCAACAUUUCUACAUGCCACAGUCAAAUAAGUGAUCACAUAUAUAGAUGACACCGCUUUAUUAGCCUUCAAGAGCCAAAAUAUUACUAGAAAAACAAAGUCCCUUAAACCAAAUAUAAUCUAUUCAGACGCUAUGCAUAGAGUUUCAGAAAGGCCAAUCCAUCAAGAAAGUCUCAGGCCUUACUGUAAUAGUAAUUUAGAACUCUGUACCAGUCUAUUAGUUACAGAAAGACAUAAUGGCUUGUCCUACCAGUCUAUAGUUGGAGCCUUUGCAGAUGGAAAACCAUACUACCCAACUUAGAAUAGGAGGUGAGUUCUCUGUUACACAGCAAGCAAU